AUGGGGUGCCGCUCUUCCAAGCCGAUAGUCUCCGAGUCUGUGCAGUCUCGUCCUUCAACGCGUUUACAGUCGCCGAGAGACGGUCAGGCGCUGGGUCAUAAUGCUGUUGUGACUGAUAGUCCCAAAUAUUCCGCUGCAGAGAAGCGAGCACGGGCAGCGGAAGCGGCUGAGACGCGUCAAGGAGAUUGGCGUCAGGGCGGUCAUGCAGACCCGGACAUGUUGCGAAACAUUGGACAACGUCGUAAAAAAGAUGAGCUAUUAGCUACAAUCUAUAACCGAUACACAACAUUAGGCAGAGAACCACCGAUUGGACUGCCGUCUUGUGAGUUGGAGCAAUUGCAACGCCAUCUUGAAACGCUGCGCUAA
Molecule: messenger RNA, 366 nt
Organism: Peronospora farinosa
Lineage: Eukaryota; Oomycota; Peronosporomycetes; Peronosporales; Peronosporaceae
Source: the annotation of a GenBank genome assembly